UCUCCGCAAAAUUUGAACGCGGGUUUCUUUCCGGAACCGAAUUCACAUUCUUCAAUUCAAAGCUCCUCUCUUUCCCUUUCCUCUUCUGUUUUCAAUGGCCGCUCUUCUGCUUCUGAAUCAGCCUCCAAGAUGAAAAAGGUUUGUACUUUUCUACUGCGACGAGACUAGGGCACAUUGGCCGAGCGUGUCGCGGGGGAGUCGACGCUAUCGACUGCGUCCAUCAGCUGGAGGUGAUUUGAAGAUGUAUUCCCAAUAUUUAUACCUAAUGCGCAAGCGAUUCGCGGGCAACACGUUAGCUUUUUCUGGCCUCGUUUUAGUUCUCCAAAAGUGAUUUUUGAAGCAGCUGUCGAUAAUUUAGCAUUGCCCAAAUUGUUCAUUUCUUUCUUUCACCCUAUGUACCUUCCAUUUUUUUCCCACUGGAACAUUUCUGAGCGAAUGGAAGAUGAAGGAAGAUGUUGCACUGCAUUUACUCUAGCUUAGGAUCUUGUCUAACAUACCAACUCAAGGGGAGGUCCUAAGAUAGUGACUUUCGAUAUCCAUGCCUCUGCAGAGAGAUUCUACUUUUGUGAUAAUAUUUUACCUUGCUUUGAGAGUGAUACCAUUUGCUUAAAAUCGGCUCGCAGCUCCCUUGAUUAUGAUAAUUAUUUUGUUUUGUGCUUAAAGUUCAGGGAAAGGAACAAAGAAUCGUGCGUAUUAGGAGGGGAAACCUCAAAGGAAGACAACAUAUGUGAUUUUGAUGAUUUGGGUUCAGUCAGGGCCGGCACUCUUGUUGGAUGCCAGAAAUUUUCCAUUUGUCCUCCUGAUUUUGUAGAAGUAAUUGGCCAACCAUGGAGCAUCAAGAAUAAGUGCAUAUGUUACACAUUGGGAUUUUUCCUAAUAAGGUCGUGGGAACGCUAUUGA
Jatropha curcas is the source of this 900-nucleotide messenger RNA. Lineage: Eukaryota; Viridiplantae; Streptophyta; Magnoliopsida; Malpighiales; Euphorbiaceae. The record is from RefSeq and is a predicted model, not a curated record.